This is a messenger RNA of Anneissia japonica, 1026 nucleotides long. RefSeq names its product 60S ribosomal protein L7-like. The transcript has 5 exons. Gene Ontology annotation, molecular function: RNA binding; structural constituent of ribosome. Gene Ontology annotation, biological process: maturation of LSU-rRNA from tricistronic rRNA transcript (SSU-rRNA, 5.8S rRNA, LSU-rRNA). Gene Ontology annotation, cellular component: cytosolic large ribosomal subunit. Bases 16 to 786 code for a protein of 256 amino acids. The record is from RefSeq and is a predicted model, not a curated record. NCBI's taxonomy places the organism in Eukaryota, Metazoa, Echinodermata, Crinoidea, Comatulida, Comatulidae.
UUUUCGCCUUGAUUGAUGAAAUACACAGCUUAUGCACAAUUCGCUUAUGUUUUGAAUAUCACAAUAAAGCUCCGGCAAGUACCAGAGACCCUCCUCAAAAAGAGGAAAAAGAACUUGACUGAGAAAGCAAGGAAAGUACAAGCAAGACUCUUGAACAAGAAGUCAAAUGAAAAGAAACGAAAGGUGAUCUUCAAGCGUGCUGAGCAGUACAUCCGGGAAUACCGUCGUAAGGAACGUGAUGAGAUCCGCAUGAAGCGUCAGGCAAGAUCUGCCGGAAACUUCUAUGUACCAGCAGAAGCAAAGUUGGCAUUUGUUGUCAGAAUAAGAGGUAUUAAUGGUGUGAGUCCACGUGUGAAGAAGAUCUUGCAGUUGCUACGUCUACGACAGAUCCAUAACGGUAUAUUCAUCCGCCUCAACCAUGCUACUCUACAGAUGCUUAGACUCGUUGACCCAUACAUUGCUUGGGGAUAUCCAAAUUUGAAAACAGUACGUGAAUUGAUCUACAAACGUGGGUAUGGAAAAGUUGAUAGGAGACGUGUUGCUAUCACUGACAACUCUGUUAUUGAAGGAACACUAGGCCAUUUGGGAAUCAUCUGUGUAGAGGACCUUAUUCAUGAGAUCUUCACCGUUGGUCCAAACUUCAAACAAGCCAAUAAUUUCCUCUGGCCAUUCCAACUCAGCUCCCCACGAGGUGGAUACAAGAAGAAAGGAAAUCACUUUGUUGAAGGUGGUGAUUAUGGCAACAGGGAGGAUAAAAUCAAUGCCUUUGUUGGCCAGAUGAACUAGAAGAUGAAACACAAAUAUAAACAGACCUUCACUACCAUUAAGAUCUUGUGUUUAUAGUUUAUUAUAUUAUCACUUGGAUCGGAUUAACAAACCGAUGAAACUACUGGUAUGUGGAAAUUUCACAUAUCCUAAAGCUUAUUGUAAAGUGGCUUUUUUGAGGUCAAGCAAAUACAAAUCUGAAAGUCUUUUGUCUGCAACGACUUUUUACAUCACAAUAAAUAAACAAAAAAAAAUUAUGUA